AUGGCCACCACCGUCGUCCCUUCGAAGUCGAACUUUUCCGGUAUCGCUCCAGCGCCCGAUGAAGUCAGCAGCAUUUUGAAAACCAUCGUCGACACUAACUCCGCCCAGACUUCCCUCGACGCCUCCUACGCGCUCACGAACCUCCUUGUUCAGUCUGUGGGGAUUCGAGGCCUUCUUUCCUAUAAUCUUGUACCGGAGAUUAAGAAGGCUGCGACAGAUAAGAAGAAUGGCGCCAAACGGGAAAGUGCUAUGUUCAUCCUCGGGGCCUUGUUUGAGCGCUUUCCCCGCGAACAGCCGCUCAGCGAAGUGAUCUUCCUGGUCCAGGACGGCGGCCUCUUCAAUCUCGUCCUUGAUGGGUUAGCCGAUAAAGGCUCUUCUGUCCGUGAGUCGGCGCAGUAUGCAGUCGACGAACUAUUCAAGAACCUUGCUCCGGAGGCAAUGGUUAUAGGUCUCCUCCCAGCUUUGCAGUCUUAUCUCUCGAAGCCAACGGGAAAAUGGCAAGGAACUGUGGGGGCAUAUAAACUCAUGGGAAAGAUGGCCGAUAAAGCCCAGGUGGGGACAGGCACGAAAGAAGAGGAACAAGCCAAAGACGUUUUGCGGGAGUCCAUGGGUAGGACGCUCAAGGAGCUAAUCCCGAUUGUUGAGGGUGGAAUGCAUGACCUGAAGGCCGAAGUCGCUAAAGCCGCUACAAAGACCAUGACUUCGCUCACCAGCCUACUGCAGAACGACGAUGUUGCCCCUCGGAUACCCUUGCUCAUCGAUACCAUGAAGAACCCGUCCUCCCAAACUCUUCAGAAAGCCAUUCACGCUCUUUCUCAAACCACCUUCGUCGCCAUUGUCACUUCCCCCGUCCUUGCCCUUCUCACCCCAUUGCUGGAGCGAUCUCUCAACACUCCAGCUACGUCUCAAGAAGUUCUUCGCCAAACAGUGGUCGUCGUGGAGAAUCUGACCAAGCUCGUGCAUGACCCGGUGGAGGCCAGAACUUUCCUGCCUAAGUUGCAGCCGGGUGUGCAGCGAGUUAAAGACAAUGCAUCACUUCCUGAAGUGAGGGAACUGGCCACCAGAGCCGUGAAUGUCAUGAAGAAGGCCAUGGGUGAUGAUAGAGAUGGUGUGACAAACGGCCAGAUUGCCAGAACCACUUCCGAUGAUGUUCUCAAGGUCCUCGACAGCGGUAUCCGAGCACGGGGUGGUCUACAGAAGGAGGAUAUGGCAGUCUGGAAACGAGGACAGAUUUAUAUCUCGGAGAUGGUGAGAGAGGAUGUCAAUGCCCGAGCGUUCUCGCGCAUCCCUUCUCGAGUUGGUCCAUAUCUCAAAUACAUGAUGCCAGAGGAGCAUUGCACAGCCGUUGCCGAGGCUGUGCAGAGGUACUUUGUCGAAGAGGAUCACAGGAAAUUUGGCACUCCCAUCGUGGAGGAUCCAAACGAGGUGGAAAUUGUGAAUGCAGACUUCUCCCUGGCCUAUGGAGGCAUGCUAUUAUUAUCUCACACCAAUCUACGACUUCUGAAAGGGCACCGAUAUGGUUUGUGCGGCCGCAACGGAGCCGGAAAGUCCACAUUGAUGCGAAGCAUUUCAGAAGGCAAGCUGGAAGGCUUUCCGCCGAAGGAAGUCCUGAAGACCUGUUUUGUUGAGCACAAUCAGGGCGAAGACGCCGAUAUCAGCAUCCUUGAGUAUGUGUCGAAGGAUCCCGAAAUUGCCAAAGAAGGGCAGCAGCGAAUCUCAGAGGUUCUUAGCGAAGUUGGGUUUACAGGCGGUCCGGAAGGCAGACAGUCCCACAAGGUGGGCUCUUUGUCUGGAGGGUGGAAGAUGAAGCUGGCUUUGGCAAGGGCUAUGCUGAUGCGAGCCGAUGUUCUCCUGCUCGACGAACCGACCAACCAUCUCGAUGUGGCAAACGUCAAGUGGCUCGAGGAGUAUCUCCAGAAGCAUACGGAAAUCACCUCAUUGAUCGUCUCUCACGACUCUGGCUUCCUCGACGCAGUGUGCACGGACAUUUACCAUUACGAGAACAAGAAGUUGGUUCAUUAUCCUGGCAAUCUAGCUGCUUUUGUCAAAGUCAAGCCCGAAGGCAAGAGUUAUUACACAUUAUCGGCUACACAAGUACAAUUCAAAUUCCCUCCUCCGGGCAUCCUCUCCGGUGUCAAGUCCAACACGCGAUCGAUCAUCCGAAUGACCAAUGUUAGCUAUACAUAUCCCGGCGCAUCGAAGCCCAGUUUGACCGACGUCUCGUGCCAGCUCAGUUUGUCAUCCCGAGUGGCAAUAAUCGGGGCCAACGGCGCCGGCAAAUCUACUUUGAUCAAACUGUUGACGGGCGAAACCAUUCCUCAGUCGGGGAAGGUGGAAAAGCAUCCUAAUCUGCGAAUUGGCUACAUCAAGCAACAUGCUUUGGAACACGUCGAGAUGCACUUGGAGAAAACGCCGAAUCAGUACUUACAGUGGAGAUAUGCCAAUGGGGACGAUCGAGAAGUGUUGAUGAAAGCCACGCGGCAACUUACUGACGAGGAUAAGGCGCAGAUAGACAAAUGGAUCGACCUCGGAGAUGGAAAGGGUGGCAGACAGAUUGACAAUUUGAUCGGCCGACAAAAGUACAAGAAGACAUUCCAAUACGAGGUGAAAUGGCGGGGUAUGCUUCCAAAAUUCAACACGCAAAUCUCGAGAGAGACGUUAUUGGACUGGGGCUUUCAGAAGCUAGUUCAAGAGUUUGACGAUCAUGAAGCGUCUCGCGAAGGUCUAGGUUAUCGUAUCCUAGAGCCCAAGGUGAUUGCGAAGCAUUUUGAGGACGUUGGAUUAGAUCCCGAGAUCGCCAACCACAAUGAAAUCUCGGGAUUGAGUGGUGGUCAAAAGGUCAAGGUCGUGUUGGCAGGUGCCAUGUGGAACAACCCUCACUUGCUAGUUCUGGACGAGCCGACCAACUUCUUGGACCGAGACUCACUGGGAGGCCUAGCCGUUGCUAUCCGUGAUUACAAGGGCGGCGUUGUCAUGAUCAGUCAUAACGAGGAAUUUGUUGGGGCCUUGUGUCCGGAACAAUGGCAUGUGGCUGAUGGAAGAGUGACACACAAAGGCCACCUUGCCAUUGACCUGAACCGGUUUGAAGACUCACGGCCAGGUUCCAGCAAUGUCAGCUCCGCUGUGUCUAGUGCAACUGCUUCCGCGGUCAACUCGGGAGUAGAGGAUAACAGCGAGAUGAAAUUCAAGGCGAAGAAAAAAAAGAAACUGACAAGAGCCCAGUUGAAGGAAAGAGAAGUGAGAAGAAGAUUGAGACAGUAA
Cladophialophora psammophila CBS 110553 is the source of this 3261-nucleotide messenger RNA. RefSeq names its product ATPase. Gene Ontology annotation, molecular function: ATP binding; ATP hydrolysis activity. The record is from RefSeq and is a predicted model, not a curated record. The transcript has a single exon. NCBI's taxonomy places the organism in Eukaryota, Fungi, Ascomycota, Eurotiomycetes, Chaetothyriales, Herpotrichiellaceae. The coding region runs from base 1 to 3261 and encodes 1086 amino acids.